Glarea lozoyensis ATCC 20868 is the source of this 351-nucleotide messenger RNA. RefSeq lists its product as uncharacterized. Bases 1 to 351 code for a protein of 116 amino acids. NCBI's taxonomy places the organism in Eukaryota, Fungi, Ascomycota, Leotiomycetes, Helotiales, Helotiaceae. The transcript has 2 exons. The record is from RefSeq and is a predicted model, not a curated record.
AUGUCCAUCGCGGACGGCUGGGAACAGAAGAAGAGAUGUGAUAUCGGAUUAUCGAUACACAAACAAGGAAAUACAUUAUUUGCGCAAGGCAGAACUCCCAGGGCAAGGCAACGAGCGCCCGGAAUGGUGCAGAAGAAUACGCCUAGCACACGAAGUUUAUCUUCAAGACCAGAGGCAAACGGUCACGACGGCGCCAACAUGGCGAGGAAUCAUACUGGCAUGGAUAUCGAUGUCAGUUUGGCCUCCGUGAUGGCUCACAUCACAGCACCAGAAGGGCGUUGGCUAAUACGCAAUACACCUUCAAAGGCCAAAGAUGCCGGGGACGAAAAGGAGACCAACAGAGAGCUCUAA